Folsomia candida is the source of this 2017-nucleotide messenger RNA. Its product is annotated as vitamin K-dependent gamma-carboxylase. Bases 65 to 1918 code for a protein of 617 amino acids. Lineage: Eukaryota; Metazoa; Arthropoda; Collembola; Entomobryomorpha; Isotomidae. Gene Ontology annotation, molecular function: gamma-glutamyl carboxylase activity; vitamin binding. The record is from RefSeq and is a predicted model, not a curated record. The transcript has 11 exons. Gene Ontology annotation, biological process: peptidyl-glutamic acid carboxylation.
UCCAUCUGGACUGCUAUUUCACCACACCAUUUCUUUGUGUCAAUUUAUCACUCUCAGCGUUACAAUGUCACGUGUUGCAGUAUUAAUUGUGAAAUUUAAAAAUUUCGUAAAACAAAAAUUAGCUCUCUUAAACGCAUACUCCCUCAUGGACCCUUGUGAUCCGACCGCGUUAGCUUUGUUUCGCAUAGCUUUCGGUCUUCUCAUGAUGCUGGACAUCCCCCUUGAACGCGGCCUAGAAGAUGCUGAUAUUCGGUUCGGGGAUCAAAAUUACUGUUUCUUUCCACUGUUUCCAUGGGUGAAACCGGUCCCCGUCGCAUUUGCUUGUCUACUCUACUCGGCCAUGUGGAUUGGAGCUCUUGGAAUUUGUCUUGGCUACAGAUUCAAACAAUCCUGUAUUUUGUACCUCAUCCCCUAUGUCUAUUUUUUCAUUUUGGAUAAAUCUCGCUGGAAUAAUCACUCGUAUCUCUUUAUGCUAUUUGCAAUCCUACUCAAAGUGGGAGGGGCUGGGGAAAGAUUGUCCCUCGACAGCUUAAUAAACAAGUACCCCCCGCAAACUGUGCCCAGAUGGAACUAUGCAAUCAUAAAAUUUCAGAUCUUCAUCCUCUACUUCUUUGCAGGGAUUAAGAAAUUAGAUUCGGAUUGGGUUUCCGGAUGGUCUAUGAGGAAUUUAGGAAAACAUUGGGUUUUUGGAGGUUUAAAACCAUUCCUAGACCAACAGCACAUUGAAUUCUACUUUAUCCACAUGGGUGGUUUAUGCUACGAUUUGGGGGUCGGAUUUCUUCUUAAUUUUCAACGGACCAGAAAACUUGGAAUUUUGAUUUCUAUCUUAUUUCAUGGGAUGAAUGCAGCGAUUUUUGACAUUGGAAUGUUCCCGUACAUCUGUCUGGCUUCCUUAAUUCUCUUCAGAAAUGCGGAUGAAUGGCCAUGUUCCUGGUUCCGCAGCGGUCGGAGUGAAACCCUUAAGCCAAUUUCAUCCACACCAAAAAAUAAUGUUAUGAAAAAAUCAACACGCUUUUUAAUUUUUAUUUACGUUGGAGUGCAAAUAUUUCUCCCAUUCUCGCAUUCCAUCACCAAGGGUUUUAAUAAUUGGACCCCAGGCCUGUACGGCUACUCCUGGGAUAUGAUGGUCAACUCAUGGGAAACGCUGCACCAGAAAAUUAUUGUCAAGGAUGAGAUCACUGGACAGGAGAAAUUUCUGGAUCCAGAUGUCUGGGUGGCCAACGACCGAUGGAGUAGUCAUGCCGAUAUGGCGCUUCAACACGCCCAGUGUAUUGCACGGAACCUUGAGCGAUACAAUAUCAGCUCCAUAGGAGUUUACUUUGACAUUUGGAAAUCUCUUAAUGGUCGCUUUCAGCAGAGGAUAUAUGAUCCGAGGGUCAAUCUUCUCAAAGUACAUUGGUCCCCUUUCACCCCGGUUAGCUUUAUCCUCCCACUUCUCACGCAAUACUCACACUACAGAGAUUAUUUUUCUACGUUCUUCGAUAUUAAUGCCACCAGUGAUGUGAUAUUCGUGGCAGAUUAUCCUGGCCUGUUUCUUGAGAAUUUUCUUCCAGAGGAGUUGGUAAAUGUAACCAUAACGCUAAUCACUGGUGGAAUAGUUUUCGAAGAAAAUGGGAUCAAUUCGUCGCUGUCUGUUAGCGGUGAAGAACAUCCUGUGAAGAGUGGGAAGUUUCACAAGGUCUACUCAACCCACGAAUCACCUUCUUGUUACAUGUAUAGAUAUACUAAUGGGACCGAACAGCAAUCAAUGUAUGGCGAUGAAUCCUUAGAAAUUGAUACAUUGUCAGAAAUACAGGCUAAUUUUGUUAAAUUUAUGGCUUCAAAAGUCGAAAUAUUUUCGAGAAGCGUGUAUCUCGUUGCAAAUUCAUAUUUGAAUGUUUUGUUUGAUGUGCCAAUGGUGCUGCGGAGGAGAGAGUAAAAUGUAUUAAGGAAUCCAUUUCGUCAUUUAUUAAAAUUGUCAACAAAAUAGUAAAAAUUGGAUUAAAGCUUUCAUUCUUCUUAGCAACCAUUUAAAAAA